Messenger RNA from Arabidopsis arenosa, 1398 nucleotides. The record is from the annotation of a GenBank genome assembly. NCBI's taxonomy places the organism in Eukaryota, Viridiplantae, Streptophyta, Magnoliopsida, Brassicales, Brassicaceae.
UUUUUUGUUUUCUCAGUCCAAACAAAAAGAAAAAACGUUAAGAGUUUCUAAGUUUUUCAAUGGAGAAAUCAAUGGAGAAAAGCGUGAGCUCUGCUGCUUCUGGUAAUUCAAUAAACUCGAAGCUGAGGUAUCCUCUCAGAUCGGCUCUUAGAUCCAAGGAAGGGAAGCCUCCUGUUCCUGAUUUCUCUGCUUCUUCUGUGCCCAGAAGGGGACGAGUUGCUUCUGCUGUUAGUCAGAGUACAACAGUUCUUGAUUUGUCUGGGAAGAAGAGUGUUGAUCGAACCAAGCUACCACCAAGAAGACUUUCGAUUCCAAACAAGCCCACGAGCAAUUCUUCUGUUAAAUCAGUACGCAGCAGCGUCACUUCUCUUUCAGAAGUCAAGCCAAAGAGAUCAGCCAUUGUUGCUAGGAGCUUCAAUGAAACGACAACACCUGUCUCUAGUAAUCUCAGAUCAUCAGUGACUCGAAAGAAAGUUGAAGACUUGUCUUCCUCUUCUUAUUGGCUGACUCAUAUCAAGCUAGCUGAAUCAGUAGCGAAACAUUCGAUCUCUCUUGGUUUCUUUAAACUUGCUCUUCAUGCUGGGUGUGAGCCACUUGACAAGAUGAAAGAAGAGCUGAAAUCAUACGCUAGUCGCAAUAACAUGGAUGGGCUUGCUGAUGCUAUGAAGGAACUUUCAGAACUGUACAAUAUCUCAGAAGAAUCCAAGGAGAUUCAGAUUUCAGAGACCAGUUCUGUUGUAGCUGAAGAAAGAACCGUGUCUCUGAACAAUGAUAAUGAUGUCCAGAGUUCAAUCUCCACUUCUGGAAAUUCGAACAUAACAUCAGAAAUCACGAAAGAAGAUGCUUUGCAAGAUUCAACUGUCACAGAAACAACUAAGGAAGAAGAGGUCUUGGAAACAGUAACACAAGGAAGAACUAGAAAGUCUUUGGAGGUAAUCAACGUGAAUCAAGAGAAUGUUUCAGAGGUUGUUCAGGAAUCCGAGGAAGGGCUUCGUUCAUCAGCAGAUGGUGUUCCAAUCGUGAAUGUUGUUCAACCUUCAGACAAGAAGCGUGCAAGAAAGGAGACUGUCCCUAAGAACAACCAGCCCGUGAGGACAAAGAAAUCACUAGCAACCAGCUCUGCUAAUUCAAAGACAGUUCCAAUAAACAAGGAUGAUAAGUCUCAGAAGAAGUCUGAGAGGAUCACUAAACCCAGGACUAAGAGAGUUCAAGAAGAGACAAAGAAGUCAAUUAAGAAAUCUACUGCUAAAGAAGGUGAAGUUAAAUCUCUGAAGCAAACAGAGAAAAUGGAGAACAAAGAAAACACGGUUGUUGUUGAUGCAGGAGAAGACAUCCAGGUUUAAAUGAAGAACAGAGAAGCAUUUCUUCAACAUAUCUCAAUCAAUCUUUUUCUUUUGG